AGAAUGCCGUAGAAUAAUAGGCAAGGAGCGUCCAAACAAGUACACGUUUGAAAUGUACCGAUUGAUUCGAAAGGCUAUAAAGUCAAAAUAGAAAGGAAAAGAAUGCGUAAUAGUGGAAAAAGAGGAAGAUGGGUUGCUUGGAUUGCUUCGAUGGAGGGAGCAAAAGGGAGCAGAGAAGAGAAGAAGAACAAUUAGCCUCCGAAGAAGCUCGUGCCAGAGCUGCCGAAGCCGCCCAAAAAAGGCAAGAACAAUAUGAAAAAUCUGCUGCAGGAAGAGCAGCACGUGCACAAAUGGCAGCUGCUGCCAAGCAAACAACGAAUUCGAACCAAGGAGAGCCAGUUCUUAAGUGGCAGAUGGGCUGAGCUUUAGCUCUCUUUGGUUAACUUCUUCCGUUCAUUACAAUUGCCGAAGUUGUGGGUGAUUUGUACAUUGACAGGGCAGCGUUUCAUCAACAGAUAGAUCAUACCCUUGUGCUAGAGAUUAUAUUGCUAGUGAACUUCAUGAAAUUAAAUGCUCUGUUGAGCUAUGUUAAGUAUUACUGAUUGAGUGAAUGGAAGAAAAAACUUCUGUUUGGAUUCCAAA
Capsicum annuum is the source of this 582-nucleotide messenger RNA. RefSeq lists its product as uncharacterized. Lineage: Eukaryota; Viridiplantae; Streptophyta; Magnoliopsida; Solanales; Solanaceae. The transcript is spliced from 4 exons. The record is from RefSeq and is a predicted model, not a curated record. The coding region runs from base 129 to 362 and encodes 77 amino acids.